Messenger RNA from Ilex paraguariensis (yerba mate), 822 nucleotides. The record is from the annotation of a GenBank genome assembly. Lineage: Eukaryota; Viridiplantae; Streptophyta; Magnoliopsida; Aquifoliales; Aquifoliaceae.
AUGUUGAGCAAAAGUGGAUUUAUUUGGAAUCCAGUGCCGAAAAUUGUGGAGUGUAGUGAUGAAGUCUGGCCUACAUAUAUUGCUGCAAAUCCAGAUGCAAAAGGUUUGCAUGGUAAGAGGAUUGAUAUAAUUGAUGAAUUAGCUAUUGUGUGUGGCAAUGAUCAAGUAACUAGAGAAUGGACAUGUUCAGGUAAGGAUAUAAAUGCUAACUUGUCAAGGCAAAUGGAUAAGGCAAUGGAUCUGGACAUCAACAAGACAAUAAUAUUACCCAGAUACCAACACCAAGCAAAAGCAACCUUGGAUCUUCAAAGCACGUCAUUCAAAGAAGCCAAAAAUACAGAGAUUGUUGUUGAAAUAAUAAAUGUAGUUGCUAAUAACAUGACAAGACUAGCUAAUGCAUACGAAAAGAGUAAACCUUGCGUAAAUUAUUCGGACCUUUACAAAGUUGUAAUGGAUGUUGAAGCGCUUGGUAUUGAUAGUCGAAUGACCGCUUUUGAAUACUUGAAUACAGAUCCGGUCAAAGCGAGGACAUUUUUGAUAUAUCCUGAAGAAAUGCGCUAUUUGUUUUUAAUUCGACACUUAGCACAAGGUGGUGCCGGUGGUCAGCCGUCUACAGCGGUUACAGCCGGCGGCGGCUAUCCGGGUUUGAACAUUCUCAAAUUCGGAUAUCCCACAGGUGAAAAAGAUGGGGUCUGUUUAAUCUCUUUUGGGUUUCUGGCUAUAAAUGUUUUUGUUUGUCUCGUUGUUUUGGCUUGUGGUGCUGAUGGUGGUAGAUACGGUGGAGGAGUGAGAUUCUGGGAUUCGAACAGGAAAGAAGAAUGA